Paramecium sonneborni is the source of this 3389-nucleotide messenger RNA. Lineage: Eukaryota; Ciliophora; Oligohymenophorea; Peniculida; Parameciidae. The record is from the annotation of a GenBank genome assembly.
CAACAUGGGUCAAGAACAAUCAAAAUUAUUCAAAUGUCAACCUUGUACCUUAAAUUACAAAUAUGAUGAUCAUGUAAAUUACCAUACUUAUCUUUAGGAUAUUCAAUUGAAGUUUGAUCCUAAAUAAAAGGUUGGCUAUACAAAACCUUUACGUUUUCAAGAAAUCACACAAAUAAAUCCAGCAUUACGUGAUUUGGAUUAAAGUAAAAUUUAGAAAAUCUAUUUUAGAUCUCUUAAUAUAACUGUAGUUUUUACAUGAAUAAGCACUUAGAUCAAAAAUUUUCGAUUCAUUAAAGAAAUGUGACGAUAUUAUUUUAUUGUACUAAGCGACAAAAUUUGUUAUUAAUUGCACUCCUAAUGAAUGUUAAUAACUCAUUAACACUUAUAACAUAAUUACCAAAAUAACAUAAGAAUAACAAAAAGACUUAGAUAAAUAAAUAUUAAUAAUCAUUAUCAUUCAUAAUAUUGUUGGUAAACUACCCUCAAUAACAUUGGAACAAUCACACAUAUCUUGGUUAUUUAGACAUAUGAAUCCUUAUAAUGCUUUCAAUGUCUCCUUAAUUUUAUAGAUAUUAGCAGAUAUAUGCGUUAAUUAAGAUAAAUGUAUUGAAAAUAUAAUUGAAAUUCUCUAAGUACUCAAAGAUGAAGCAAAAUGGAGAUUUGUCACUGAACCCAUAUUUAAAAUAAUGGAAGUUUAAUAAAAUGUAUAUCUUGUACGAGAUGCUUGUACAUUUAUAAAUGCUUUAGCAGAGACUCAUUCAGAUGAUGAAAUAUGUGAAUUAAUUAAAUAAUCAAUAUAACAAUAUGGUUUAACAGUCUUAUAUGAUGAUAUAAAAUAGAAAUUGAAAAAUCAAGAAUAUUAGAUCGCUAAUUGUUCAUAUGAGUUCGCAAUACAAUUUUUGUAUGAUUCAAAGGGCAAUACACAUCAUAGUCAAGUAGAUAAAUAUUACUUUAAUAAUUUAUGUGAUUUUGAUCCAAAAAAGCCGUUGAUAUUCAAAUAUGGAGAUUUUGAUGAUAUUUUUAAUAUGGAUCCUGAGUAUUUUGAGGUUCAAAAGAAUUAACUUUAAGUUUAAUUAGAUGUUUAUGAUUAAUUGAUAAAACCAGUUCUCAUUCCAAAAUAAACAAUUCUAGAAAGAUAGAAUCAAUUGUUCCCAUCUUCUAUCACUAAAAAACCCAGUGAAGAAGGAUUAGUUGGGGCUUUAAAAGAAUUUUGGUAGACUAAAGGAAAUGAGUAAACAAAUUAAUAAAUUAUAUUGAAUGCCAUGAAAAAAGCAAAUUCUUUAUCUGAAUUAUAGGAGUUAUUAAUUAAAUUGAAUGAUGAAUAAUCUGGAGUUUCUUUUUUGUCUAGAUUAAUUGAAAUACUAGCAAAGAAGUUGGAUCAAAUAAUGGCAGAUUAAAAGAAAAGAGAUUAAAUGCUUAAAGAUAGGUUAGAAGGAUACAAAUAAUAAAUUGUAAAAUAAAUUUAUAUUAUAGACUUAUUUAUAAUUAGAAAUAAAGUAGAGAGGUUCAUAAGAAAGUCAAAGAGAUAUUAAAAAUUAAAAUGAGAAAUUAAAUAUUUUAAUAGAAGAAAACAAAAAAUUAUAAGAAUAAAGUUAGUAGUACUCAUAACUUAAAAACAAAUUUGAAGAUGUGAAUAAUUAAUUGUUAGAAGCUUAGAAAGUGAUGGCAAAAUCAUAAUAAGUAACUGAAUUAGAAGCAAAAUUAGAAGAAUAUACUAAUGAAAUAAAUAGAUUAAAAACAACACAUGGUCAACCCUUAUUAUGUAAAAUUUAACCUCUAGAUGGAGGUUCAGAACCUCCACCAAAUCCUUCUGAAAAUAUCGCGAUAGUUUAAUCUAUUCCUUAAUAAAAUGCUCCACCUCCACCACCUCCUCCUCCUUCAGGUGGUAAGAUUGCAGCUCCACCUCCACCACCUCCACCACCUCCUGGAGCUAAAGCUGGUGGUCCUCCUCCUCCACCUCCUCCUCCUGGUGGUAAAGCUCCACCUUUACCAAAUGCUAAACCUAUAGUUCCUACAAAACCUAAAUGUUAACCCUCUGUUCCAUUAAAAGGAUUAAGUUGGAAUAUUUUAAAACCAGAUUAAAUUGGAAAUUCUGUUUUUUAAGGAAUGAAUGAAACUGAAAUCAAAUUUGAUGUUAAAUCUUUAGAAGAAAAAUUUGCAUCAAAACCAGCCAAACAAAUUUAAUAAAGUAUUGGAUAAAGUAUUGGAUAAAGUGAUAAAAAAAAGGAAGUUUUAAAAAUAACUUUACUAAGUGCAGAAAGAACAAAAAAUAUAGAAUUAAUUUUAGGUAAAUUAAGAAUGAGUAAUGAGAAAAUUAAGAAUGCUUUGUUAGAAUGUGAUAAAUCAAUUUUAAAUCUUAAUGUUAUAGAGUCUCUAAUAAAUGUUGUGCCAACAGAUUAAGAAAGAUCUUUAUAUGCUAAUCCAGAAGAAUUAGACAAAGAGACCUUAUAAAUAGCGGAUUUAUUUUAUUUAGAGUUAUGCUAAGUUCCAGGAUGUGGUGAUAGAAUGUAGGCUAUUAAAGCUGAGUUUGUUGGAAUAGAUAUGUAUAAGGAAUGUAAAGAGAAAUUGAAUUAAUUAAAAAAAGGAUUUGAAUUCUAGAAAAAUGAUGAAGCUUUUAAAUUGUUAAUUAAGUGCACUUUAGCUAUAGGUAAUUAUGUAAAUGGAGAUUCUGCAAGAGGAGGGGCUUUUGGAUUCAAAAUAGAUGCAAUAACAAAAGCUGCAGAUAUAAAGAGUAUAGAUGGAAAAGAAACAUUAUUAAUGAUUAUAGUUUAAGAGUGUGAAUAAAUAUAUGAAAAAGAGGGAAAGGGUUCAUUUUUUUCAAAUGAUCGUAUGGAUCUUCUUGAUUUUAUGUGUAAAUUACCAGUUUCUUAGAUUAACAUAGAUAUAAAUGAAAUUAAGAAAAUUUAAAAGUUUGUCUAGAAUGCUAUAAAGAGUUAAUCCAAUCUUCCAAACGAUAAGGUAAGUAGAUUUGAAGAGUUUUCAUAAUAAUUAUUAUUAUAAAUCACAGAGUUAUCCUAAUAAUUGGCUUUAUGUGAAUAAUUAUACAGUGGUCUUUGCCUUUUUUACUGUGAGAAUCCAAAAAUUUUAUAAAGUGAUGUAUUUUUCUAAUCAAUUUAAUAAGUUUGGAAUAAUUGUAUAAAAGUAUAUUAAUUUAAUUAUAAUAGUCUAAACAACAAAUAGAAAAGAUAUAAUAGAUGAAAAUUAAAGAAGAAUAACGAAAUAAAUUAGAUUAACAAAAGAAACAGUAAUAGUUAAAUAAUAAUGCAUAAAAUAUGUAUGAGUCAUUACCUAGAAGAAUUGGAGCAUUACAAUAGCUAUAAUAGUCUUUGCCAAUUGAUGCAGUUAAUUAAUUAAGAAUGAUGAAAUAAAAUAAGAAUGAAAAUAGCUGA